GCUAUGAUAGGAGAGCUAGUCUUGACACGAGGAGGAAUGCAAAAGCAACGUAGUGGAGAUUUGAUUCUGAAUACGUUUUUGGGCUUCCUUGGAACUAAUAGUGAGAGGAUCAAAUGACAGGAGAUCUAGAGAUACCAUUGAAAUAGCUAAAGACAUUCGGGGCGUGAAGUAAGAGUCGGCUGGAAACUGAUUUUCUUUGGCAAUAUUAUAUAUCACGAGCCUUGAAAACUUAAGCUAUUUACGGUGUUUCUAACAUGGAACCAAAAUGGGUACUUCUUUUGGGCCUCCUCCUGCCGUCAUGUAGUGGAUGUGCCAUUGGAUUUACAUUUUAUAAUAAGAAAUGUGUUGAUUAUAAUGAGUGUGCGAUUUUUCCAAGCAUGUGUGGCAAUCACUCCGUGUGUGUAAAUACAUAUGGAAGUUAUGACUGCACCUGUAAUAAUGGGUUCGAAAGGAGUUCAGGAGCGUGUAAAGAUAUAGACGAGUGUAAAAAGAAUGAAUUUGCCUGCUCAGAUCAUAUGGAGUGUGUGAAUUCAAUUGGCUCUUACAUGUGUAUUUGUCAGCUUGGGUACCAGCGGACGAGCGAGGCAGAAUGUGAAGAUGUGGAUGAGUGUUUGUCCUCAGUGUGUGGAGUUCACAGCAGUUGCAUUAAUACACCUGGGAGUUUCCUCUGCACCUGUUCUCCAGGGUUUCAUAAACAUGAGAAUGACAGCAGCGGCCCAUGUGAAGACAUCGAUGAGUGUGAAGAUCCAGAUGUUUGUGGCACAAAUGCCACCUGCUACAAUCAUCCAGGCGGAUACAGCUGCAAAUGUCACCAGGGUUACAGUAACUACGGCAACAACCAGUCAAAAUGCAUCGAAAUGAACUGUGAUCAGUUUAAACCUGAGCCUGACGCUGGACACACACUGGAGAAGUUGAAGCAUUUGAUGUCACUGUUGAAGAACAGCUGUGAGUCUCUGAAUGAUCCACAAGCAGAACAGUUCACUGGAGAGAUGUUACUGGAGAACUUGUUCAAUUCCACUGAUGAUCUGCUGUCGGAUGGAAACAUCACUAGCGGAAAGAUGUUGAGUCAGUUUCUGGAUGCGGUGGAGAACAGCAUGCGUCUGAUUGGACCUCAGCUUAAAGAGCCUGUGACCAGGAUGGAGACGCACAACACCUUCGCUGAGGUUGCAGUCAGGCGGAGUCAGACUCCGCCCACUGGGAGUGUCACUCUGAGCACAGACUCCGCCCUCUUCAACAUCAGCUGGGAGACAGUUGUAGGGAAAUCAUAUCCAGGUUUUGCGUUUGUGGCGCUGGUCAGUUAUAAAGAUCUGGACACAUCUGGCCAUCAGUUCCACAAGAUCAGCAGAACAUCACAGGAGCAGGAGAGCAGAGAGAGAUCAGAUGUGAAGGGGAAAAACGUCACUUAUCAGCUCAACUCGAAGGUGGUGACGGCCGUCGUCAGUAAUCCAGAAACCAAACAGCUGUCUGAGCCGGUGAUGCUCAUCUUUACCCACACGGAGGAGAGGGCGGAGUCUGGGGGUGUGGCUUACUCCUGUGUGUUCUGGAAUGAGGCUGAGGGGGCGUGGUCUGGGCGGGGCUGUGAGAGGGCGUGGUCUAACAGCACUCACACAGGCUGUUCCUGCUCUCAUCUCAGUAGCUUCGCUGUGCUGAUGGCCCUUUAUCCCAUGCAGGACUCGUUUGAGUUGGUGUUGAUCACACGUGUGGGUUUAGUUCUGUCUCUGGUCUGUUUAUUUCUCUGUAUCCUGACGUUCCUGAUCUGCCGCUCAAUCCAAGGAACCCGAAACAGCAUUCAUCUUCAUCUGUGCGUGUGCCUCUUCAUCGCAGACCUCGUCUUCCUCUGCGGGAUCUCCAGUACUCACAACAGGGUAGCGUGUGCGAUUGUGGCUGGCCUGCUUCAUUACUUCUUCUUGUCUGCGUUCUGCUGGAUGCUGCUGGAGGGGGUUCAGCUCUAUCGGAUGGUUGUGCUGGUGUUUCACACCACAUUAAAACAUCUCUACAUGUAUGCGGUGGGAUACGGAGUCCCUCUCGUCAUCGUCAUUAUCUCUGCCAUCUCUUAUCCGCGGGGAUACGGCACUGAUCGACACUGUUGGCUCUCUCUUGAUCGUUAUUUUAUCUUGAGUUUUUUCAUACCCGUCUGCAUCAUCGUCAUCCUCAACUGUUUUGUCUUCAUCAUCACUGUGUGGAAACUGGCUAAAAAAUUCUCCAAUCUCAAUCCAGACCUCUCCAAACUCAAACAGAUCAGGAGUUUUACAGUGACCGCAGUGGCUCAGUUGUGUGUUCUCGGCGGGACGUGGAUCUUUGGCUUCUUCCUCUUCCAGGAGAAAGGGACUGAAGUCAUGUUGUACCUCUUCAUCAUCUUCAACAGCCUACAGGGGGCGCUCAUCUUCAUCAUGCACUGCCUGCUGUCCAAACUGGUCAGGACGGAGUAUUACAGUCUGUUUGGCCGAAUGUGCCCACAAAAGAAGAAAGGAGAAUACAGUACCAGCCAGUCCAACAGCAGUCAGAAACCGCUGCGGAGCGACAACAGCACAGGAGAGUCACAGAUAUGAAGUCCUCAUGGAUGUUUACAAACUCUUGAACACAAGACAAUAUCUGAAGACUUUUCACAAAGCUUCAGUUCAGCCUUUCCUGUCAGAAGAUCUUCGUAUUGCUUUCCAUCCAUCUGUUCAGGAAGAUUGCAGAUGUGGGUUCAUCAAACAUCUGUUUCCUGAGACGGAGUUAAAGGUCUGUCAUGGGAACGGCUGAAACGGAUCACUCCAUUAAAUGAGUAAAAUAUUCAGGAUGCUUCUGUAUUUGGCUUUACUUUGUUGUGCAGGUGGAGGAUCUUACAUUUUAUGUCAUGCAAAUGGUGGCAGCUUUAAAAUAAUCAAUGUUUUAUUGUAUCAAGGGAGAUGUUGACAUGAUUAUGUCAUAAAAACAGUUAAACGCCUCAUGAACU
Messenger RNA from Megalobrama amblycephala (Wuchang bream), 2938 nucleotides. Its product is annotated as adhesion G protein-coupled receptor E1-like. The transcript has 18 exons. The coding region runs from base 255 to 2549 and encodes 764 amino acids. Gene Ontology annotation, cellular component: membrane. The record is from RefSeq and is a predicted model, not a curated record. Gene Ontology annotation, molecular function: G protein-coupled receptor activity; calcium ion binding. Lineage: Eukaryota; Metazoa; Chordata; Actinopteri; Cypriniformes; Xenocyprididae. Gene Ontology annotation, biological process: adenylate cyclase-activating G protein-coupled receptor signaling pathway; cell surface receptor signaling pathway.